AUGGGUCUCAGUCCACAAAUCACCAACCUGAUCAUCAUCCUCGGGAUGAUGCAGGUCGCCAAGAAGAUUCCCUUCGAAGACGAGUCUGUUCUCAACCUCUGCCGCGCCGGCUACAUUGCCAGCAACCUGAUCAUUCUGAGCAUCUACCUCUACAUCCAGAACACCAUCAAUAAGAAGAAGGAUCUUACCACGCUCAAGUAUGUCGAACCCGCGCCAAUGGGCUCCAGCGAGGAGGGCAAGCUCGUCACCACUACGGUCCAGGCCUACGACCUCGCCCAGCUCAAGAACUUGAUGCGCUCCCAGAUGAUGGGUGUCCUGAUGAUGGGUGUGAUGCACCUGUACUUCAAAUACACCAAUCCCCUCCUCAUCCAGAGCAUCAUCCCUCUCAAGGGCGCCCUCGAGGCCAACCUCACCAAGAUCCACGUCUGGGGCCAGCCCGCAUCUGGUGAUCUCAAGCGCCCAUUCAAGCAGGCUGCCGGCUUCAUGAGCGGUCUCCAGAACGGCUCUGCCCAGAGCGACAAGAAGGCUGUCGAGUCGGCCGAACGUGCCGGCCGUGGUGGUGCCAAGGAGGAGUAG
Messenger RNA from Podospora anserina S mat+, 576 nucleotides. RefSeq lists its product as uncharacterized. NCBI's taxonomy places the organism in Eukaryota, Fungi, Ascomycota, Sordariomycetes, Sordariales, Podosporaceae. Gene Ontology annotation, biological process: protein targeting to ER. Bases 1 to 576 code for a protein of 191 amino acids. The transcript is spliced from 3 exons. The record is from RefSeq and is a predicted model, not a curated record. Gene Ontology annotation, cellular component: mitochondrion; endoplasmic reticulum.